UCUAGUCAAAUAAUUUAGAAUAUAAUGCGGUUCGCUAUGUUGCAAUCAAACAUUUUCCAUUUACUCUCCAUUAUCAUACGAUACACACCACUCUAACUCUAUAAGACCAGCACGCAAACUCAUUUCCCUCACUCCCACCGCCACCAUCACCACCUCAACAGGGAGAAGCGGCAACUUGUUCUUCAUCGCCUGCAAAGUAGUCUGGACUGCGAUCUUCUGAAUUUUCCUACGAAAUCACCGGAAACCGCAAAUUCGCCAAUGGAGAAUACCGGGAAUCAUCAAGAGAUUAUGGUGCCACCAGUUGAAGGUGUUGCAGGAGGUGGGACUGCAUAUGGAUGGACUGACAGUGAAGUGCAUGAUCCAAGACCAUUAAGGGGUGCAAUUGAUCCUUCUAAAGUUCCUUCUUCAGAAUUGGUGCAUGUUUGGUGCAUGCCAAGUACAGCUAAUGUUGGACAACAGGAUAUGCCUCAGCGUUUGGAGCCUAUAUCUCUUCUAGCAGCUAGAAAUGAAAGAGAGAGUAUCCAGGUUGCUAUACGUCCAAAAGUUUCAUGGGGUGGAUCUGGUUUUGCAGGAACUGUACAGGUUCAAUGUACUGACUUGUGCUCAUCUUCUGGUGACAGGUUGGUAGUUGGACAAUCAUUGACAUUAAAGAGAGUAGUACCUGUUUUGGGUGUUCCAGAAGCUCUUGUACCACUGGAUAUGCCAGUCUCACAACUAAACCUCUUUCCUGGAGAAACAACAUCAAUUUGGGUUUCAAUUGAUGUUCCAAUUGCACAGCCACCGGGUCAAUAUGAAGGAGAAAUCAUAAUUUCUGCUAUCAAGGCUUACACAGAAUCCACUGCACAAUCACUGAGUAAAGCAGAGAAGCACCAACUCUACAGAGAACUUAGGAACUGUCUUGAUAUUGUAGAGCCCACAGAGGGAAAACCAAUGGAUGAAGUGGUUGAAAGAGUGAAAUCUGCAACUUCAUCUUUAAGAAGCGUUCUUCUGUCCCCAACAUUUUCUGAUUUAUUUUCAGAUAACGGGCCCUUAGACAUGAUGGAUGAGGAUGCGAUUUCUAACCUUUCUGUGCGGUUGAAGCUAAGUUUAACAGUAUGGGAGUUCAUUCUACCAGUUACACCUUCAAUCCCUGCUGUUAUUGGUAUUUCUGACACUGUAAUUGAAGAUCGAUUUGGGGUUGAACAUGGUAGUAAUGAAUGGUAUGAGAUGCUAGAUCAGCAUUUUAAGUGGCUUCUUCAAUACAGAAUUAGCCCGUACUUCUGCAGAUGGGGUGACAACAUGAGAGUUUUGACAUACACCUGUCCAUGGCAAGCUGAUCAUCCAAAAUCAGAUGAAUAUUUUUCUGAUCCUCGACUUGCUGCCUAUGCUGUACCACACAGUCCAGUAGUUUCCUGUGGUGAUACUGCAAAGGACUACCUGCAAAGAGAAGUUGAGAUACUGAGAACAAAGCCUCAUUGGAGAAAAGCCUACUUCUACUUGUGGGAUGAGCCUCUCAAUCUUGAACAGUACGAUGCUGUCCGAAACAUGGCCAGUGACAUCCAUGCCUAUGCACCAGAUGCUCGUAUUCUGACUACUUACUAUUGUGGUCCUAGUGAUGCACCUCUUGCUUCUAAUAAUUUUGAAGCUUUCCUGAAAGUUCCCGAGUUCCUAAGGCCCCAUACGCAGAUAUACUGUACAAGUGAAUGGGUAAUUGGCAACAGAGAGGACCUUGCAAAGGAUAUCAUUGCAGAAAUACAACCAGAAAAUGGUGAGGAAUGGUGGACAUAUGUAUGCUUGGGGCCCUCUGACCCUCACCCAAACUGGCACUUGGGAAUGCGAGGUACACAGCAUCGUGCAGUAAUGUGGCGUGUAUGGAAAGAAGGUGGAACAGGCUUCUUGUAUUGGGGUGCGAAUUGUUAUGAGAAGGCAACAGUUCCCAGUGCUGAGAUUAGAUUCAGGCGUGGUCUGCCUCCUGGAGAUGGAGUCUUGUUUUACCCUGGUCAGGUAUUCUCCAACUCACAGCAACCUGUUGCUUCAUUAAGGCUAGAGCGGCUUCUGAGUGGGUUACAGGAUAUCGAGUACCUCAAACUCUAUUCUUCAAGAUUUGGUAGGGAGGAAGCGCUUAGCCUGCUGGAAAAGACGGGCACAUAUCUUGGUCCAGAACGUUAUACCUUGGAACACACACCAAUAGAUGUAAUGCGGGCUGAGAUUUUCAGGACAUGCCGGUCAUAGAGACUUGUGUUUGGUUUUCAUCAAUGAGUUUUUUUGCCACUUCCGCUUUGAAACUAUGCCGGUCUCCUGAGAACUUGUGUUAUCCCAUCUGAAUUUCCAGAAUCACAGAUGAUGCCCUAUGGCUUUACAAAGAAAACAUUCAAUCAUUUUGAAGGUAAAAAGAAAUAUACAAUUGUGUAACCUCUAUCUAUGUAUAGAAGGCAUUUUAAUUUUAAUGCUCCCACCCGCUUGAAUUUAUUCACUAUACUAUGAAAUUAAAUUCACAAAGUUGCACCA
Ipomoea triloba (trilobed morning glory) is the source of this 2487-nucleotide messenger RNA. RefSeq lists its product as uncharacterized. The coding region runs from base 259 to 2211 and encodes 650 amino acids. The transcript is spliced from 16 exons. NCBI's taxonomy places the organism in Eukaryota, Viridiplantae, Streptophyta, Magnoliopsida, Solanales, Convolvulaceae. The record is from RefSeq and is a predicted model, not a curated record.